ACGUUGUUACCAACUGCCACGGCCAGGAAACUAAAACUGCGAAACGGCAAAUCUAGUCAGAUAAUUGGUUACAACAUGUGUAUGACGUCAAAUACGGGUAUACGUCCGAACGCGGACGUUUAUGUAUUUCAUUGUGGUCCUUCCCUCAUAAUUUGUCUUUCGCGAUAUGGCGGCUCUGUCCCCCCGAACCGAUUGUGCAUUGCCCUGCGCGCCUGUGGGUCCUUUUAAUUCAUGGAUUCAUGAAUUAGAUCGGUAAACUCUACGCAUCUUUUGGUAAUGUCCAUCGUAUCACUAUUGUAAUGUCGUUUCAGUGAAUUGUACAUAUAUAGGCCAGGGCCUCUAUGAAAAAUGGUGCCAAAAUUGAUACCUAAAGUCUGAUGUGGAUUCUGGUAGUGUUAGCAUGUAGAACGAAAGCCUAUGUGUGAGAAACUCGAGUUGUGGAUCGAGUCGCCACGACACUUCUGUAAGCUCUAAGAGGUCCCCAAGGUACCUUUUAUUAAAAGAGUGGCCACUUUAAUCAGUAACAUUUAAUUCUCAACCAUUUCCCGGUUCGCCAACAUUUUUUACGAUUAAAGUGAAACAAUUCAAACGCAUAAAGCUGAAAGAUUCCGUUUAAAACAGAUUCUACUUACAGGAUUCAAGGAACAUCGUACGUAUCGUACUCAGUGAAGUUGUGAAAUUAUUAUUGUUCGUUGUUCUGACCUUACUUCAUCCAUAUUUUGGACAUACUGAUAUGUUUCAAAUACGAAUAGAUCUAGGCUGAAAGACAAAGGGAUUAUCUCCACAGGGAAAGUAGCAUCGAGGGCCUGGAGCAACUUCGAACCCAGUGAGGGAUAGGUUUACUGCACACUGGAAGAGAAAAGGUACACAGGUAGCCGUGGAGAAAAUUAUGGCUGCCUCUACUAGUGUAGUCAGAAAGACGUGAUCGGAAGAUGAUGUGCAUAAUAAAUAAGGCGAGAGUCGUUUAUGCGCAAAUGUAUCUUUCUAAGUUCUACAAUUGGAAAAACAGCAUACCGCUGAAAAUGUAUUAAUUUCGUCGUGGAAUUCGAAAUGGCCGCAAACAGAUCAACAUUACUUAACCUAUUAUUCAUAUUCAACAAACACGGAAAAUCGCUUUUCAAGGACGUUUUUGAUGAAAAACUUUUGCAAAAUAAAUCGACGAAACCCACGGGUUCUUAGAAGGCAUGCGCGCUCAUCAUGUUCAUCCAUCGACACGGGCUACAAGCGCCGUUGACCAUACGCUUCUUCGGCGUUACGUUUCUUCUGCUAGUGGUUUUUGGCAGCUUCGAUGUGUCUGCUGAUCUCACCUCCGAAUUCGUCAAAGGAAAAAUUUGUAUCGGAACGAAUGGUCGUCUAUCUGUGCCCUCCAAUAAACAACACCACUACCGGAACCUUCGAGACCGGUAUACCAAUUGUACUUAUGUUGACGGUAAUUUGGAGAUCACAUGGCUCCAAAACGAAACCCUCGACCUCAGUUUCCUCCAGUAUAUCCGAGAAGUCACCGGGUAUGUCCUUAUCAGUCAUGUCGAUGUGCGCAGGAUCGUUUUACCAAGGUUGCAGAUCAUUCGGGGCAGAACCGUAUUCAAAUUCCAAUACGUUGAGACCAAGUAUUCUCUCCUCGUUACAAUGUCUCAAAUGUAUAACCUGGAGAUGCCUGCACUCAGAGAUAUUCUUAACGGGAGCGUCGGUAUUUUAAACAACUACAAUCUUUGUCAUAUUAAGACAAUUAAUUGGGACGAGAUAAUCACAGGAUCGGCCGGAAAGUAUGAAUAUGUUUACAAUUUCACAUCACCUGAGAGAGUAUGUUCCGAAUGCGAUAAAAGCUGUGAGCAGGGCUGUUGGGGAGAAGGUCCAGAAAACUGUCAACAAUUUUCAAAAAUGAACUGUUCACCACAAUGCUGGCAGGGUAGAUGUUUCGGAUCAAAUCCCCGAGAAUGUUGCCAUCUAUUUUGCGCAGGCGGUUGUCGCGGACCAAAACAAAGUGACUGUCUUGCUUGCAAGAACUUUUUUGAUGAUGGCGUAUGCACGCAGGAAUGUCCACCUAUGCAAAAAUAUAAUCCAACAACGUAUUCCUGGGAAGCUAAUCCGGAUGGAAAAUAUGCGUAUGGUGCCACCUGUGUACGGAAAUGUCCUGAACAUCUUUUAAAAGAUAACGGUGCUUGCGUAAGAUCGUGUCCACCCAAGAAGAAGGCUUUGAAUGGGGAAUGCGUUCCCUGUGAUGGGCCUUGUCCGAAGAUAUGUCAAGGCGUUGACAAACUUCAUUCGGGCAAUAUUGACAGCUUCAAAGAUUGCACUAUGAUUGAGGGUUCGAUCACAAUUUUGGAUCAAAGUUUUUUAGGCUAUCAGGAUAUAUCAUCCGAUUUUAUAUUUGGACCCAGAUAUACAGCCAUGCAUCCUGAAAAACUGGAAGUUUUCAGUACCUUGAAGGAAAUAACUGGGUUCUUAAACAUCCAGGCUGCUAAUGAAAACUUUACUUCUCUUCCAUACUUUAGAAAUUUAGAAGUAAUUGGUGGUAGAGUGCUCACGGAGUAUUUCUCUUCGCUUUACGUAGUAAAAACCACCUUGGUUUCCAUGGAUCUCAGAUCCUUGAAAAAAGUCUCGUCAGGUACGAUCGCUAUAUUGGAAAAUAAAAAUCUCUGUUAUGCUCAAAGUAUAAAUUGGAAAAAGCUUAAAAAAUCUCCAGAGCAUGAGAUUUUAAUGCAGAACAACAAAGAUGAAAGCGAAUGCAUACAAGAAGGUUUAAUUUGCGAUGAACAAUGUUCAGAGGGGUGCUGGGGCGCUGGUCCAGAGCAGUGUCUUUCUUGCAAGAGCUUCAAGCUUGGAAAUGUCUGUGUUGAAAAUUGCAACAUAAUACCUGGCAUCUAUCAAGCGGAUUUAAAAAUUUGCAAACCAUGCCACGAAGAGUGUAAUGGUACGUGCACAGGACCAAAUGCUGAACACUGUGACAAGUGUAAACAUGUACGAGAUGGUCCGUUCUGUGUUCCGGAAUGUCCGUUAUCAAAAUACAGUGCCAACGGACAGUGUAGAAACUGCCACAGUAACUGUGUGGGUGGUUGUGAAGGACCAGAAAAUAAUAUUGGACCGUAUGGAUGUCACAGUUGUGAAAAAGCUAUUAUGAAUGGCGGCCUACCCGAAGUUUGCUUGCAGAAAGCUGAAUCAUGCCCUGACGGUUAUUUUUACGAAUGGAUUAGCCCACAAGAGCAAGGACUUCUAAAACCACUUGCUGGAAAAGCAGUUUGUCGAAAAUGUCACUCUCGUUGCAAAAGGUGUACAAAUUACGGAAUCCACGAGCAGGUGUGUCAAGAAUGUGUUAGAUAUAAAAAGGGCGAGCAAUGCGAGGACGAAUGUCCAUCGGAUCAUUACGUUAAACUAGACACACAGUUGUGUUUACCCUGUCACGGAGAAUGCCGUGAGUGUUUUGGACGGGGAGAAAAUGAAUGUUACAGAUGUCGAAAUUUCAAAAUAUUUGCUGAAGGUGAUCCAGUAGAUAAUACUACAGCUUUUAAUUGUACCGAGAUAUGUCCCCCAGACUAUUACAAAAUAUUUCCAGAAGACAAUUCAUUUAUUAAUGAACCAUUUUGCUCUUUAACGCCUGCAGCUGUAUAUAAAGAAGAUGAAUUUAAUACAUUUGUAAUAGCUGGCACUGUUGUGAGCGUUUCAGUAUUCUUCUUCUUAAUAGGAUUUACGAUAUACAUCAAAUGUAGGCGAAUGAAAAAUAAAGAGAAUACUGUUAAAAUGACGAUGGCUUUAGCAGGCUUGGAUGACAACGAACCUUUGAGACCAACUGGAUUAAAACCAAAUCUUGCUAAACUUCGUAUUAUUAAGGAAGAAGAAAUGAGAAAAGGUGGUAUCCUAGGAUAUGGUGCUUUCGGUAAUGUGUACAAGGGUGUAUGGGUGCCAGAAGGAGAGAAUAUAAAAAUUCCAGUUGCGAUCAAAGUACUUCAUGAAGGUACUAAUGUUAAUACGUCAAAAGAGUUUCUUGACGAAGCUUAUAUUAUGGCCACUGUCGAUCAUCCCAAUCUUCUACAGCUUUUAGCAGUCUGUAUGACUUCGCAAAUGAUGUUAGUUACGCAGUUAAUGCCUCUCGGUUGUCUGCUGGAUUUUGUGCGUAAUAAUAAAGAUAGGAUUGGAUCAAAGCCAAUGUUGAAUUGGUGCACUCAAAUCGCAAAAGGUAUGGCAUAUCUGGAAGAGCGAAGACUUGUCCAUCGCGAUCUCGCCGCCAGAAAUGUUCUUGUGCAAACUAGUACCUGCGUUAAGAUAACCGACUUUGGUCUGGCUAAAUUAUUAGAUAUUAACGAAGAACAAUACAAAGCAGCCGGUGGAAAAAUGCCGAUUAAAUGGUUAGCUUUGGAAUGUAUUCAACACCGGGUUUUUACUCAUAAAUCUGACGUUUGGGCGUUUGGAGUUACUAUUUGGGAAGUUCUUACCUAUGGAGGAAGGCCGUACGAGAAUAUUGCUGCAAGAAAUGUCCCGGAGUUAUUGGAGAAGGGUGAAAGACUACCUCAACCACCUAUUUGCACGAUCGAUGUUUACAUGAUCAUGGUCAAAUGCUGGAUGCUUGACGCGGAAUCUAGGCCCUGCUUCAAGGAGUUAGCUGAAGAGUUUGCUAAAAUGUCGAGAGAUCCAGGCCGGUAUCUUGCAAUAAAAGGAGACAAAUACAUGAGACUACCUUCGUAUGCAUCACAAGCCGAAAAAGAUAUGAUACCAAACCUUGCGACUGGAAUGGAUGGUUUGGAGUCGCUCAUGGAUGCUGACGAGUACCUGCAGCCAAAGUCAAGAGCACCCUUACCUCCUGGUAUUUUAACUACAAGUGCUUCUGGAUCUCCGCCAAACGUGCCCGUGAAAACUUCCUGGCCAAAUGGAAUUUUGCUUGAUACUGAUUCACCAACACCUCAAAAUCAACAAAAUUGGGAUAGAGAACUUUUGAGGUAUAAUGCAUCUAAUGGAAACGUAAGUACAUUUCACGAGCUAGAAGUUUCUGAGCAACGUGGGCAUUAUGUGCACGCCAAUGGACAUUGUGGUCCAAUGAUUUCCGACAGCUACGGCUCUAGAUAUUGUUCUGAACCACUGAGAAUAGUCGACGUGAGAGAUUGCGACGUAACGGACGACUGCUUUCUCUCCGAAGUAGGUUCACUGCAUCAACAAGCCCAUGUGGGUAAUAUAAAGUUGGAUCUUCCUGUUGAUGAGGACGACUACUUGAUGCCGUCACCACAGAUUUCUUCGACAACGACACAGUACAUGGAUCUCAUUGGGGAUACCAAAUCCGCAGAGCCAGAAACAAAGCAAUUGACUACUGGAUACCGAAAAUAUCCUGACUUCCUUAUUGUAUCUGGCAAGACAUCACUGGAUAAUCCAGAGUAUAUUAUGUCACAAGAUAAAGAAACAAUCACACCGCAACCUCUGGGAAUCCCUGCACCUGAUCUCGAAAAGGUUUUGACGAGUGGAGCGUUUGGCUCCCAAGCGAGACAGAGGAACUCAGAAGAAGAAUCCGAUCACGAAUAUUACAAUGACUUCGAUCGGCUUCAACGCGAACUACAACCCUUAAAGCCACUUCAAAAAAAUGAAACAACAGUGCAGUUUAUUCAUGGUUACGUUCCAGUACUUAUAGGACGCAAUGUGCAAGUAUCGUCUUUGUUUGUGAUUAAGAUUCUUAAGAAGGGAAAGUAUAUUUGAAGGGAAAGUAGGCAAUUUAAAGGAAGAAAAUAUGACGUAUGAACAAAAGGAAUCAAAACUCCGGGUUCCGCCUUCGACCAAUAAAGUAAAUUAUAGUUCAAAUAAAUAUAAUGUGCCAUUUCACAUGUGGCCUGUAAAUAGUUGUAAUAGAUAUGUUUUACUAAGGUCUGCAUUUUAAUAGGAAUUUAUUUUAUUAUAUAAUUAUUUUACACAUUUUCAUUUUUAUAAAAAAAAACGUAUAUUUUAAUUGUAUAUUAUAAAAUCUUAUUUAAAAAUGACAGGUUAGGUACAACACCGGUGACCUUGCAUUAUUAGAAGUUAUUUAUUUUUUAUUUAUUGUAUCCAUAACUUCAUGCAGAACAAAUGAAAAACAAGUGACUUCUUAAAAUUCAAUAACACCGUUUUUGCAGCGAACCUGUCAAUUGAAUGACACGAUUUUCAAGAUCUAAUAUGAAGACAAACGUUUUGCGCGGGAAGCUUACAAAUAGCAAGAAAACAAAGAAUGGGAUUUGAAAUUGAUUAUUUUUCGUUCCAGAGUUAUAGAUUUUUUUUUUUAUUUUGCACGCCUCUGUGUGCAAUAUAGUGCGGCCCGCCGCUGACUGUGAUAAAAUAUAUAUUUUCGUCCACGAACAAAUGAAUAUACGAUUGUAAUUACCAUAGCCUCUUGCAGCGUAAGAAAGUUCAAUUAUUCUAAUUUACUGUAAGCUUUAAGUAGCAGUGAAGAGGAAGACUUUAUAUUGGAAACCGCUCAGGUCGAAUACGCCACCUGGUGAUAAGAUGACGAAGUUUUCUAUUCGGUUAAGUUUCUACUAGUAAACACGUUAGAGAUACCCGGACAAGACAUAUAUUCAAAAAUAAGAAUUUUUUCUAUCAUUUCGCGUAAUUCUAGUGUUUUUCAAAGUCAAUAUUGAAAGUGAAAUGCGUUUUGAAUCAAAAGCUACUAAAAGUAACGCUUUCUGCUGUGCAUAUUCUAAAGAUAAAAGAAAUAAUAAUUUAAGCUCAUUUAUUAUAUAAUACCCAGGAAAAAAAAGAAGCGAUAGAAAGCGAGUCGGUUUGAAUUGCGUAUCUGUCAUUUGCAGAUUAAAAUAAUGAAAAUGUAAUCGGUUGGCCACAGUUUUAAUCGUACACCUGUGCGCGAUGGUUUAAAUCUGCCAUUCCACAUUCGUCCAAAUGUGAAGU
Belonocnema kinseyi is the source of this 6852-nucleotide messenger RNA. RefSeq names its product epidermal growth factor receptor-like (gene Egfr). The record is from RefSeq and is a predicted model, not a curated record. Gene Ontology annotation, biological process: protein phosphorylation; positive regulation of kinase activity; positive regulation of cell population proliferation. Lineage: Eukaryota; Metazoa; Arthropoda; Insecta; Hymenoptera; Cynipidae. The transcript is spliced from 17 exons. Gene Ontology annotation, cellular component: signaling receptor complex; basal plasma membrane. Gene Ontology annotation, molecular function: ATP binding; transmembrane receptor protein tyrosine kinase activity. The coding region runs from base 1198 to 5673 and encodes 1491 amino acids.